Molecule: messenger RNA, 2770 nt
Organism: Melanotaenia boesemani (Boeseman's rainbowfish)
Lineage: Eukaryota; Metazoa; Chordata; Actinopteri; Atheriniformes; Melanotaeniidae
Gene: fam174b
Product: family with sequence similarity 174 member B
Exons: 4
Coding region: 247-669 (140 amino acids)
Source: RefSeq, a predicted model, not a curated record
CUUCAGCACCAGGAACAGAGGGCCAGCUUGCAGAGCGCUUCCGAAGGCGGAUAAUCCUCAUCUCAACACGCAGUCUUAAUACUGACAGGAAAGGAUUGCCAUUACUCACCUCCAGGAAAACACAUUUGGAAGCUAAUGCAAGCACCGAACACGAAGUCCGCCUUCAACAGAAGCUCGGAUGAGCAGAGAAAUGGAUAUUUGCAUUUCAGCUCGUGUGUAUUGUGCAAAUAACAAAAUCUGAAACUGAUGAGCACCAUGGUGGGGACAUUCAGUCUGGCUUUAACUUUUAUUGCUGCGGCUCUUUGGCGGGUCAGCGGCGAGCCACUCACUCCUUCAUUUGCGACGCAGUUAAAUUCAACAUCAUCAUCAUCCACCGUCAGCCAAGAUGAAUUGACGAAUAAUGCUACGGAUGCUGCCGUGGGAUCCCGGAUUUCACCUCUCAUGACGCAUCUUCCAACACUGAAAAACAUAGUUUUUUUCAUCUUUGUGUUAACAGCUGCUCUCAUCACAUGUCUGGUCAUCAAAGUGAUCAGAUCUGGCAGACGAAUCAGAAAAACACGAAAAUACGACAUUAUAACUACACCAGCGGAGCGUGUUGAGAUGGCCCCUCUUAAUGAGGAGAACGAUGAUGAAGAUGACUCGACCCUCUUUGAUGUCAAAUACAGGUGAAUGCCAAGCUGGACAUUAAUAUUUCUGAGCUCCUCUGUUCCCCCAACCCGAGUGAUUUCCUGUAUCUUUUGCGUUACCAUCUAAGUCUUAUCAUAUCAGCGACUUCUGCAGCUUGUGCAUGGCUUUUAUCUGUGUUAAAAUGAAUGGCGCCGUUGGGAUAUCAGCGUCUGCUGUUUUGCGAAAGCUUCUGUCAUGUGAUCCGAAUAACCUGCUCUGUUUUUCUAAUAUCGGAGAUGAGGAGCCUUCAUUGUGUUAUCUCAAACGUCAGUGAGCUUUAUCAGACUGUAGGUGGUGUGGAGUUGACUGAGAUAUCAGCUUCAUCUCGUCUUUUGUUUUUCUGCACCUGAAGCUUGAGUCAGACAAGCUGAGGAGUUGGUAGAAGGAACCAAAGUUUGUCAUUAUUGUAAUGAAUGGUUAAUCAAUGUUGAAUUAAUGGUUGAAAAAGUUAAUAAGCAAGAAAUAAUGUGCAGAUGACAUUCUUCAAUUUUAAAACUUGCAAGAAUCUAGUGAUUCUUUUUUAACUAAACCAAAUCUUAUCUUACCUACUAACCACUUUAUUGUGCAUAUAUACUGUUAAAGGUUUUCCAUCCUUUAUGUAUAGAGUGAGCGUAUAUUUUUUUACUGUGUUGUUUCAGGUUUGGUUUUAUUUUGCUGCUAUCUCAGCUGAAGUUUAUAUUUUAAAAAUCUGACUGAUAGCUAAAUAUUACUAUUGGGAUGCAUUAAUAUGGUAGGUAUGUCAUUUUCCAUGAAUGUGAAGGCUGUAAUAUGCUGUAAUUAAGUGUGUUGAAUUGCAAGAAUUUCAUGUAAUGACUUUAUCUACAAAUGAACAGUAUCAGCGGGAGGUUUGAAGACUGUGGUCGAGACAAAAUCGCAUUUAUUUGUUAAAAUUAUCCCCAAAUUUAAUAUCUUGUGUGCCAGAUAGUAAAUGAAUAGCCAGCCCCAUGGUUAGUGUCUAUUUAUGGCUAAUUGACUUCAAAUGUGAUUUUCUUGGACUCCACUGUAUUAAAUGUGCUACUUUACAUGCUACUGGAGCUCACAGAAAGUCAAACCAGCACAAGCUGCCAGCAAGGUUUCUCUCUUUUUUUUAAAUCAAAGGUGACUUCUCUUAAAAAAAAAACUACUCACUGAUUUAAUGUUGGGUUUUAAAAUAAUCUUAAAAUAAUUUGGUCUGCUAUAAAUUGAUUAAAGGGAUAUAAAAUCGAUAAGAACACCUUGAGAAAUUUGUUAUAAUCCAAAUUUGCAACCAUCAACCCAAAGCUCUGUCUCCUCUGGCUGCACAAUAACAGGCAGAACAGAUGCAGGUUUGGUUUCUGUGGCUGAUGUGAGUGUGAGGUUUCAUAGGUGACCUUCUGUUUUAAUCCAAGCUGUUACUUGAUAGUGCAUCCUGCUCUACAGCUGCAGCCGAUGACCUCCACCCUCGGUUCAAUAUGAAAGCUAAAGAUACCGAUCUUGAGUGACUGAUGCUGGAAAACCCUAUUAGGCAUUUUCUGUUCAAAAUAAGAACAUUGUGCAUUCUUUUCUUUAAAAAAAGAAUAACUGUUUUAUUUUGUCAGAGGACUGAAUGUGUUAUUGUCACUGUUAACAAGUAAGCAGCUGUGUGUAUGACCGUGAAUCAGACGUAUUUUUAUAUGACCUUUAGACAACUCCUGGCAGUUUCUUGUGCUUUCCAGCUGCCUGUGAUCCCUUCUCAUGUCAGUAUCGUUGCCUGUUAACGUUUGGUGUUGUAGAUCCAUUUUGUGGUGCCACUACUAAGUUUCUGUCAGCAUCCUUUACUUUGCCCUGAGUUGUGUGGAAAAAUCCUGCUCAUGUAAACAUGCUAAUAGUGGAGUUUUAUUGGUGUUAAAUAAUCUGUUACUCUUGUAAAAUAAAUCAAAGUUGUGGCCAGGAAGAUAUUUAAACCCCUAUUUCUUUACACCACCACUGGAAUAAAGUGGCUUCCUUUGAAGUGUUAAAUCUUUAAAGGGAGAGGCUUGAAAUGUUCCCCCAUUUUGAUGUUUAGUUUUAUUUCUGUAACGGAAAAGUACAUUCACACUGUCAAAACUGCACAAUUCAAGUGUCCAUGACUCAUAUGAAAAUUUUUUCAAAUAAAGAUCUAAGUAUA